GGGCCAAUCUAGAAAAAAGUCUGCAACGGCACCGCACCGCCUCGUCUCGUCGUCCCCACAUUGCCGCAGCGAACGCUCGACGCCAACCGACAGGGAUAGGUACGCGGAGCGGUGGAGGGAGCAGAUCCACCACGCCGAAAGCGAGCCCAAGCCCCUCGUCUAGCGGGCAGGCGAUCCGCCGUGUAAUGCAGGGCGCGAGGGCGUCCGUGUCGAGCGUGCUACCGACUAGAAUCGCCCUUUGCUUGUCGCACGACCGGGAUCGAAUCGAAUGGGACCAAUCCUCUCGGAGCUAGGAUCUGGUUCGAUCGGCAGCUGAUUAGGUAACAUCUAGGUAGUAAAGACUAAAAGACUGAAAGUGAUUCACCUGAGAAUGCAGAGAUAUGUGUCUGUCAGUAUUACUCUGUAGAUAGACCUAUUUUGAAUUUGGGCGUGGUGCUGAUAUAAUGGAAGAGAGAAGUGUGUUGAUGCAACGGUAUGAAAUUGGGAGACAAUUAGGACAAGGGACCUUUGGAAAGGUUUACUAUGCCCGUAAUCUUAGUUCUGGUCAGUCUGUUGCAAUAAAGAUGAUCGAUAAGGAGAAGAUCUUGAAAGUUGGUCUCAUGGGGCAGAUAAAGAGGGAGAUAUCAAUAAUGAGAUUGGUAAGGCAUCCAAAUAUUCUGCAGCUUUUUGAGGUAAUGGCUACCAAGAGCAAGAUUUACUUUGUUCUAGAGUAUGCUAAGGGUGGUGAACUUUUCCACAAAAUUUCCAAGGCAAAGCUCAAUGAGGAGGCCGUGAGAAAAUAUUUUCAACAGAUGAUCUCUGCUGUGGACUAUUGCCACAGUCGAGGUGUUUAUCAUCGUGACUUGAAGCCAGAAAACUUACUGCUGGAUGAGAAUGAAACCCUUAAGGUCUCUGACUUUGGAUUAAGUGCCUUGGCCGAGUCAAGGCGCCAAGAUGGUCUUCUCCAUACCGCAUGCGGAACACCAGCUUAUGUUGCUCCAGAAGUGCUUAAUAGGAAAGGCUACACUGGCUCAAAGGCAGAUGUGUGGUCUUGUGGAGUGAUUCUCUUUGUGCUUGUGGCCAAUUAUCUUCCUUUCCAUGAGAGAAAUCUCAUAGAAAUGUAUAGGAAGAUUGCAAAGGCUGAUUACAAAUGCCCUCGUUAUUUUUCGGCUGAGUUGAAGGAACUCCUUUAUGGAAUCCUUGAUCCCGAUCCUAGUACUAGGAUGUCUAUCUCAAGGAUAAAGAGAAGUGCUUGGUACAGACAACUCAUCUCUAUAUCUGCACUGAAAGGUGAAAUUGGAAAGAGUUGUACAAGUGAAUCUCCUUUUUCUGACCCAACAACCUGUAUUGGUUCUCAAAUAAAUCAAGAACCAUCGAAUCUGCAAAACUUGAAUGCAUUUGACAUCAUUUCUCUCUCUACAGGAUUUGAUUUAUCAGGUUUAUUUGGUGAAAGGUAUGGCCAAAGAGAAGCGCGAUUUACAUCCAGACAUCCAUCAGCGACCGUACUUGUGAAGCUGAAAGGACUGGCUAAACGCUUGAAGCUCAAAGUUACAAAAACUGACAAUAGAGUGCUUAAAUUGGCCACAACAAAGGAAGGAAGGAAGGGUAUACUUGAGGUUGAUGCAGAGGUUUUUGAGGUUGCUCCUUCUUUUCUCUUAGCUGAGUUGAAGAAGACCAAUGGAGACACAUUGGAGUAUCAAAAGUUGAUAAAAGAGGAUAUUAAGCCAUCACUUAAGGAUGUUAUUUGGACAUGACAAGGUGAUCACCAGUAGUCAUAGCAUGCAGCAGCAUGCACCUCUGUCACGAACUCACCAUCACCGCUACAGAAAAGACACGACUAACUAUGAAUGUUUUUCCCCUCCAUUUCCAUCAUAAACCAUGCUGUAAUGUCAAUAAAAUCUAAGGCAGCAUGUGUAGCAACAGCCAUAGCCAAGUUCAGAAGAGCGUUUUGUCCUAUUAACAUUGGCAUAUGUUAGAGAUUUUUCUAUAGUUCUUACAUAAAUGAGUAAUAUGGAAAUCGUGAUUUCCAAUGUUUCUUUCUUGGCCAUUUUUACCCUAGAAGGCAUGUACACUUGUACAAUAGUACUACUGUAUACUUGCAUAUGUUGCCCAAUUCUGAGCACUAUAAAAUGUGCUCUACCGAAGUGUUGGGGCCUGUCAAGACAGGAAACUCUACCGAGUUGUUAAAUGAUGAAUGACAGUCCAAUAUAGUGAAGCACAGCAGCAAUCAAGGCUACCAAACAUCAAGAUUAGUUGUCCUGUUGUGGACAAAGCUUGUGUAAUCUCACCACUUGUGUUGAUCAAAUGUGCUCAGCAUGGCCAUUACUUUGCAUAGGCUUGUAGUUUAUGGACUACGUGGAAAUUGUAGUGAACAUUGCGGCCACCUAUGUAGGAAAACAGCAAAGGUGACCAAAUGUUUGAUAUUGUGCUAUGUUGGUCUUUUCUCAGCAGAGUGGUUGGU
Oryza brachyantha (malo sina) is the source of this 2440-nucleotide messenger RNA. Its product is annotated as CBL-interacting protein kinase 28. Bases 444 to 1733 code for a protein of 429 amino acids. The transcript has 2 exons. Gene Ontology annotation, molecular function: protein kinase activity; ATP binding. The record is from RefSeq and is a predicted model, not a curated record. NCBI's taxonomy places the organism in Eukaryota, Viridiplantae, Streptophyta, Magnoliopsida, Poales, Poaceae. Gene Ontology annotation, biological process: protein phosphorylation; signal transduction.